AUGUUUAAGAAGACAAACCACAGCAGCAAGUACAAGAAAGGAACAUACAGAAUACAUGAGAUUAAUCCCCGAACAAUUCUAAGUGCGUUGUGUUCUUAAAAAACAACACUGUGAAAUUACAGUGAAGUAGUAUUCAUCACUUAAUAAGUGAUCACUUACGAACGAUGGGUUAGUUUUAAUGGGGUUUUCUUGUUCAAGAUUUUAUGGGCAAACAUUCUUAACACGUUUCUAAGUAAAAAUGUUAAAAUGGUAGAAACUAUUUCCUGCAGUUUGCACCGUAGUUGAAGUUAGUCUGAAGUUCUUUUCUAUGAAAAGAGAUAAGUAGUGUUUUGUGAAACACGUUAAAAUUUUACCCUCUUUUUAGGAAAUAAGAAGAGAGACUUUAUUUUUUGUAGCAAAAACCGUGUAAUGUAAGAUUUACAAUAAAAGUAGUUUAAAGUAAAAUUAGAUUGAUGAUUUUUCAGUUACUGACCCAGUUAGAGAAAGAAUCCAGGGGUCAAUUUAAUAAAAAAAUUUACACUUUUAAUUUACAGGUGUAGCCAUUGUUUUACAGUCUGAGAACAAUAGCUACACUUGUAAAUUACACGUGCAAAAGUUUUAUUAAAUUGACCCCAGGUGUUCCCAAUAGGAGUCGAACCUAUGAACUUUUGGUUACCAGUCCAAAUGCUCUACCAGUAAUAAGCCAGGAGAGACUUAUGGAAGCUAAGGCCAUUAUUAUACUCAAGUAUUCACCAGGCUUCAAAUUCACCAUCACGUUUCUAUCGUUGUGUAAAAGUACCGUACUUCCCCGAAUAAGCGCCCGGGCACUUAUUUAAAAUUUCAGUUAAAAGGAUAGUCGCUUAUUCGAGGGGGCGCUUAUUACGUUUUCCUCUAAAAGAACUAGAGAAUGGUUUAAUUGUUCCCAAGACAUUUACGGCAUUUACCAAGAGCGCACAUAAAAGACCUCUGCAAGCGCACGUGGAUAUAGGACAGCUAUUCUCCCCCAUUAUUCCGCUGAAGUCGAAGGCUAAAAGGUUAAAAGUAAAGCAGCCAUAGAAACUGGUUUCCCCCGUAUCCCUACCAUUUGAAAAAGUGAGGGGUCUGGAGAAAGGCGCUUAUUUCGGGAGAGCGCUAAUUAGAGCGGGCGCUUAUUCGAGGAAAGACGGUAGAUGAUUAGUACUUGCCCUAAGUACUUAGCUUAUCGAUCGAUGGCUUAAAGAGGUGCCUGGCGAGCUUGAACCUUGGAAUAAAAAUCAUAAACUAUCUAGGAGGAUCCGUAUUUGUGGAGGCCUCCCACGCAGACGUUCUUUGGGCUCAGGCUCAGAGAACGUGUAUGUGGGAUCAUGGGAAGCUAUUUUUGUGCCCUCGCUCCCCGCCAAUGAAGAUCGUUUAAUUAUCGGCUGAUGUUGCAAAAACCAAGGAUGCAUCACGCUAUGUAUACUGUACCACCUUCUUUGAGGGAUAAUUAAUUUUGUUCUAGAAAAACUUGACGCUCAGGCAAGCUUUAAGAACUGAAAAAUGUCCAACAGGGAUAAAUCAAGCCCUGGUACUGUCUCCCCCACCCCAUUCCACGGGAGACUCGACUGUAGAGAUAACGAGCCGAGAAUUUCCCUCCGCUUUUACGUAACAUGCUCACCCACGCAAUAAUUCAGAGAAACUGCCGGCGGUCUCACUUUCCCCUGCGCAGAGGCUCAUGUGGCAUGACUAAGGUUAGUCUCCUUCGCAGCCGUUAUUAGGGUCGUUACGCAACGCUCGUUAACUAGCGGGGAGGAGCGUUGCGUUACGACGGCUAUGAACGAGUCUAGACGAGAGUGAGUGGGCGCAAAAUUUGGUGGGCCUUUGUACCGAUUAUAUAAUGCUAGCAUUUAUUUGAACAUUUUAGUGAAGCAUUAAGCGUUAUUCGAGCAUUUUAGUGGCAUUUUCCCGGAAAAUUUUUUUUUCACAGAAAAGAAAAAUGGAAACAUUUUUGAAGAGAUAUGACGACUUUGAAAAUAAUUAAAAAAAAUAUGUUCAAAUUUUACCUUAAUACAACCUUGUAGAUGAUCUUUUUGCUAUAUUGAAACUGUUUAUUUGUAUACAUUGUUGUCACACCACUUAUACAUUCAGUUGUUAGCCUUAAACCUCCCUUGAAAUGUUUAGAAUUAAAAAAGAAAAAAGCCUCAUUAUGCCGAUUAGAUCCUUAAUCAUAACUAUAACAAAAUUGUCAAAUCUGAUUGGCUCUCAACUACCCUGAUUUCAGCCUUAAUUGGACAGUUUAAUAGGACAGUACGCGUCAUGCCUAAGUAAUUGGACAGUACGCGCCAUCACGCGCGCGCUUAAAUGGCUUUUUUUUUUAUUAUUGCUAGCGAAGAAAUCUUAGAAUUUCUUGUGUUUUGAUUUAAAAAGAGCCCUAUAUAUCACAAAUUUUAUUAAAGUUAUGAUUAAUUGGUAACAGAACUUCGUGUCGUCCAAUUCGGUCUGUAAUCAUACUCGUGAUUAAACAAAUCGGACUCCCGCUACGCGGUCGUCCGAUUUUGUUAAUCACUCGUAUGAUUACAGACCGAAUUGGACUCCACUCAGUCCUGUUACCAUUACUUAUUAGCUACAGGAUCCGGUCCUUCUUUUUUGUAAGCUCGUCCUUGCUUUAAAAAUUGAAUCUAUAUGAUGAUCAUUGUCGAGCAUUUAAGUAACUUUUUGGGGGACUACCGAGCAUUUUAGUAGGAAAAAUGGAGGAUUAACGUGGAGCAUAUUAGUGGCGAAACCAAAGCAUAAAGUAUAAAGGCUUAAAAUUUGGCCCUUUUUUUCGGUUUUCGCGCCUGCACUCACUUCGCGCAGCAUAAAUUCAACGACGCCUCCUCAAUUCUCUGCGUCGGCUAUCGGCUAAAAUUAAUUUGGACAGUACUGCCAAAUAUAACUGACCCCUGCGCUACCCUCUGCACCCCGUGACGUCAAUUUGGGGCACUUAUCACCGCGCCCUUGUUAAAUAGGCGAGCCGAAGGAUCGGAUCGGAAGAUAGGAAGUUGAAAACGAAAACAAACCAAAACGGAGACACUUGAAUCACAACUUGAAAGAAACGCAAACAUUUUCACAGACCGCUGGUUAUCGAGAAAACAUUUUGAGGACAAAUAAUGGCAGGCAUUAGUACUGAACCAAAAACGAGAAGUCCAAAGACUACUGCAAAGCUGAUCAGAACAACGUGUAUUAUUUUUCAUAACACUAGAAUAUUUCGGCUGGCUAUACCAGCCUUCUUCAGGUUUACAGAUUAGUACUGAAAUGGCGCGUGCAUUUAGUGUUUGCAAAACAGUUGCAUGUUUCACACAUUUUCUUUGUUUUUUUCUUUUUCUUUUUUUCAGUUUUUGCUGUUUCCACGGAGGAGUUGCGUUGACUACAUGCAAUCUGUUACUAUGUUCAGUACAUGAGACACCUUUAUCGGAAAGCGUGCAACAUAAGUAGAUUCACGUAUUUUUUUUCGCCCACUAAACUUGGAAAGGAAUUUUUGGUGGAUACACAAAAACAUCGAUAUCCCAAACACCCAAUGUUUAUUUUUCUCUGAUUCAAGGGUUUCAUAUUGCGCAAUUUUUGACUGCUUGAGCUAGUGAUAUUUGUAUCUUAUUUCGAUUUUGGAUUUAGUUACAAUGAUCUACAGGAUUACAGGGAAAAGUUACAGUGCUUUCAUGUCAUUUCCCCUUGUUUUAUUUUAGUUUUUUGCAGUAACUGCUUAUGACUCAGCUACAAUGUUGCUUGCAAAGAAUUUGUGUGGCCACUUCCUUUUUCCUGCGAACAAAUUGCGUGAUAAAUUCGCUUACCUCCGUUUACCUCACUCACCACCGUAAUUCCGGACGAAAUUACUAAAAUCGCCCCAAGUGAUUGUGGGCAGAAAUUGGUGCGGUUGAAGUCUUACUACGCCAGCAUCACACUGAUAACUGCAAGGCUAGUAAAAUGCAAGUUUUUGCAAGAGUUGAACCGGUUUUUGGACCCAGUUAAGCCUUUGAGUUCUUUUAAACAUUCCAGAGUCUUCUGGGAUGAGGUCGGGAAGGUUCGAGUGAUACGUGUGGCGUAGCUCGUCUGGGAAUGUGACAGCAGGAGAGGAUAUCCGUUGUCAUAACUUCAGCUCGGUUCUUGAGCUGUUAUAAAGAACAUCGUGGACCGAUGCUUAGUCAAACUGAGGAACAACUAGACAAGUAAGGAUCCAAAAGAAGGAAAACGAACUUUUUUAAAAAAAGCAUAUCAUAUCAGGUAAGUUAAACUUAUUGAAACCAUUAUCCCAUAAGUCAAUUAAAAGAAUAUCAAAUUAAGUAGACUUAAAGCAUCUUUUAUAGUCAUAUCAAUUCAGCAAAGAACCGGCGAUGGUGCUAUCACUAAGAGCAAAGCCAGUGAUUGACUGAGUUAAUAUUUUGAGUGAAGUCUAAUUAGUAGUACUCUUACUUAUUGCAGCCAUUUUACGAAUUAUCAUAAUCAAAGAAAGAAGAAAACGAAACAUGCAGGGAAUUUUUGCUUUGAUUCUUCUUCUUCCCAUGCUGGGAAAUUCAGGUAUUUUUCUUCCUUUCUUUUGUCAUUCACGUAGUGUUCCUGGUAUACCAUGAAUCAAAACCUCAGCUCAUUUAACACUUAUUAUUUAAACCUCAGUUUUUCCUCUGGAGUUAACACUGUGGAAACUGUUCGAAAUUUUUACCUUAGUGCCUAAAUCGUAUCAUGUGACUAUUCACGACUACUAUCGAUUGUCCGCUACUCUGACAAAAUUACCUUGUCAGGCACUUCUUUGAAUAAGGACUUAAAACUAUGAUUCUAAAGUGAAGUUUUUUUGGUCGUCAGUUAAGUUACGCUAAAAAGUACUGACGUCUUACGCAAGGUUUGCAUUAGCCACUACUUUGUCUCGACUUUGUCAAACCGACAUACGAAAGGGUAUACUGUCACUUUCAAAAAGUGUUCAAAUGGAAGAAAAUACUUACAUAACGAAGUGAAUUUUUCUUCUCUUUAUAUAUAGUCCAUGUUGAAAAUGAAUAUUGCAGACCGCGUCCUACAUUAGUACCCAUCGACAGCCCAAACUACAAGUUCUUCCCGUACUUCGUCAAUCUGCAUAGAUGCGGUGGAUCCUGUAAGAAGAUUCAGCCCUCAGUUCGGUCAUGCGUGCCAACACAGUAUACUGAGGUCCCUGUUACGGUGCAAGUAGUUGGUACAAAACGAUGGAUGGAAAUUAGAAUGCAGAACCACACUAGCUGUGGAUGUGAAUGCACCUUGAGUCCGAGCCAGUGUGACCCGAUUUGGGAGAACUGGAAACCAGAUCUUUGCCAAUGCAGGUGUAAAUAUGGUGAUAAGCCACCAAAGCCUUGUGGGAAUGGGCUCGUCUGGAGUAAAAAUGACUGCAGAUGUGUUUGCAAUAAGGAGCCAGAAAUAUGUCCACCAAAUAAGGUAUGAUCACUAUGCAAUUUACGUCAGCGUCGCCUGAGCUACUUACGUUCCCGGUACGAUUCGCAACGACGAUUUUUAGCAGAACACAGCGUUGCAACAUUGUUGCGACAUUGUUACGGAUGGUUACAACAUUGUUCCAACAUUGCAGCGCUGUGUUGCACUAAAAUCGUCGUUGCGAAUCGUCUCAUGUAACAUCACCUUUACGGAUCUCGGCUAGGAAAUGGUAUACGUUUGCUUUCGUUCACCGCAAGAGUUGUCAACAAGAUUCGAUGUGAGUGAUUUUUAUUUACGCCAGGAAAAUGGUAUAAUUAACUGAGUCUAGUAUAACUUGUGUGAUUUCAGGUUUGGAGCUCAGAAAAGUGUGGGUGUGUUUGCACGGAAGAGAGAAUUAGGAACUGCACAAAAAUGCAAAACUCUGUAGACGAAGAAACAUGUAUGUGUACCAGAACGAUAUCGGAACCAGAAACGGGCAAAGUAUCCUCUACUAAGCCCACACAGAAAGGUAAGAAUGUUUUGCACAAGUCACCUAUCAAGGUACCUGGAAUGAGCUAUGAAAUCACCUUUUACUGACACAAUGAACGUUGCCAGCUCAAACCAUUCCGUGGUUCUUUUUUUAGGAAGUGACCCACCCUUGUACGGAGCAAAUUGUUGUCGCUGGAAAUAUCUAUAAGUCACCAAUGUUCAUCAGCAGGAUACCUAAGAUGUUUUCAGUUAUACGAUUGGUUUCGGCUCCAUUAAAUCCCGGCUAUAAAUUCGAGCUAUUUUGAUAGUAAAAAAUACUUUUUACAAGCAAAGCAAUAUAUUAAUAAUUAAAUCAGUUGCUGUUGUUUUCUUUUUCUCAGGUGGAUUUCCUCAGGAAUUUUACAUCGCCCUUUUCCUAGGACAGUUUGUACUCAUGUAUUUGGUGUUUGAUGCCAUCCUUUACCGCAAGAAAGCUGGUGUAAUUUACCGUCUAACGAGAAGUUGUUCGGCAGAUAAAGGUAAUUUGUCUGAUCACUUUAUAGCAAUAUCCUUUUCGUAUAUCACACAUGCAGAAGCCCAAGCAAUUAUCCAAACAAAUUGAAACCACGAUAAAAUAAUGAAUAGCCUAAAAUAUCAACUGCAAUUUUGCGAUUGCGUUGGCUUCACGUGGCUUUGUUUGUUAGAUUCAAGGUGAGAAUUUCUCAAAAUAGAAAACAUAAGCAGAUAAAAACUGUCCAGAACAAUUCUUAUGGAUAAAACCGGCUGACGAGAAACCAUGCAUUUUUUUGUAGAAUUAAUAGUAACCACAAUUAAGGGGAAAAAUGGGUCAUGUGGUACAAAUUCACGUUUGCCGUUUUGCGUAAACGUGACUGUAAAUCUCUCUAUUGGCUUAAAAAUCUCGCGCCACUUCCCCAACCAAUCCUCACCUCGCAUGCGUUUUCCCGUGCUUAAUUACGAUUGCGUCUGCGCACAUUAUGAUUGGUCAAAGAAAUUACUAUGAGUAUGAAUUUAUGACCCUUGAAUAUUAAACUCUAUCUCGUUUAUAUCAAAUAAAAAUCUGUUCUAUUAGGGGAGCAAGUUAGUUCGUAGAUGAGCCAAAGCUUUCACAAUUUGCAGGUUUCUUAAAACAUUUUUUCUCUUACAGUAACUAUAACUGGAAGUCGUUCAAAAAUUGAAGAUUCAAGAGAAGACAUCUUCAUUCAAUCCAGCAGUGUAGUAGUCAUGACAGAUCUACCCACACAGACAGGAGAGAGGAACAUGGCGGCGAUCAGUGAUGUGUAG
Porites evermanni is the source of this 7110-nucleotide messenger RNA. The record is from the annotation of a GenBank genome assembly. Lineage: Eukaryota; Metazoa; Cnidaria; Anthozoa; Scleractinia; Poritidae.